GGGGCGGGACUCCAGGGGUUCCACUUCGUGGCGCGAGCGGCUCUCGGGGGUAGCUGUGGCGCCCCGGUGGCCACGACUGAGGGGCUCUGUUCCUUUAGACCCAGCUGGGGUUGGAGGCCGGUUAAGGUAGGAGAAAACUCAAUGACAAAACUUAAUUCCCGCUCAGAGCCUUGCUCUCCGCGGCUCCCACGGGUCUUCCUCUUUAUAUCCCCCCCUCUUCGGUGGAAACUUGGAGUGUUCCGCUCCACGCGGGGGGCGGAGCCGAGUAUAGCUUAGUGGGCUUCCAGGCAACCCGGAGCCACCUCAUACAGCCCCGAAAACAAAGGGGGUAUGUCAGAGGCCUUUCUGUCGCGAGGUCUCAGUCACGGAUUUGUCCUGCGUGGCCGGUCCAGGACUAGAAACCGUCCCGGCAGCUGGGAGCUUGGUAGAGGCGGGGCGGCGAUAGCGCCACCCCCGGUCUCCUCCCCCGCACCGCCCAGCGGUGCGAAACUCUGGUUGGCUUGUCUAGUAAGUUGUACUUUAGGUCUAUCAUUUUGAAAAGUCCUGACCUCCUCCCGCCCUACCCUAGUCGGAGAACUCACUGAAGCUGAGUGUUUGGGGACCAGGCCGGCUUGAAGGCUGCAAUCCUGGCGGACACCACCGGGCAAAUUCGGCGCCGCGGCCGGUGAGCGUGGGCGAGAUGCGGAGCAGGAGCAAUUCUGGGGUCCGCCUGGACGGGUACGCGAGGCUGGUGCAGCAAACCAUCCUGUGUUACCAGAACCCAGUCACUGGGCUGUUAUCAGCCAGCCAUGACCAGAAGGAUGCCUGGGUACGGGACAACAUCUAUAGCAUACUGGCUGUGUGGGGCCUGGGCAUGGCUUACCGAAAGAAUGCCGACCGUGAUGAGGAUAAAGCCAAGGCCUAUGAGUUGGAACAGAAUGUGGUGAAGUUGAUGCGAGGUCUUCUCCAAUGCAUGAUGCGACAGGUGGACAAAGUGGAGAAGUUCAAGCACACGCAGAGUACCAAGGACAGUCUGCAUGCCAAGUACAACACGGCCACUUGUAGCACCGUGGUGGGUGAUGACCAGUGGGGCCACCUACAGGUGGAUGCCACCUCCCUCUUCCUCCUGUUCCUGGCUCAGAUGACUGCCUCAGGCUUGCGUAUUAUUUUCACCCUUGAUGAAGUGGCCUUCAUACAGAAUCUUGUCUUCUACAUAGAAGCUGCAUAUAAAGUUGCCGAUUAUGGAAUGUGGGAGCGUGGAGAUAAGACUAAUCAGGGCAUUCCAGAACUGAAUGCGAGCUCUGUGGGAAUGGCCAAGGCAGCACUUGAGGCAAUUGAUGAACUUGAUCUUUUUGGAGCCCAUGGAGGACGCAAGUCAGUCAUCCAUGUCCUACCUGACGAAGUCGAGCACUGCCAGUCAAUUCUUUUCUCCAUGUUGCCAAGAGCAUCAACAUCUAAAGAAAUCGAUGCUGGACUUCUUUCUAUUAUUUCUUUCCCGGCCUUUGCAGUAGAAGAUGUGAACCUUGUAAAUGUGACCAAAAAUGAAAUCAUUUCCAAGCUUCAGGGGCGUUAUGGAUGCUGUCGCUUCCUUCGGGAUGGUUACAAAACCCCAAGAGAGGACCCACAUCGAUUGCAUUAUGACCCUGCUGAACUUAAGCUCUUUGAAAACAUUGAAUGUGAAUGGCCUGUGUUCUGGACUUACUUAAUCAUAGAUGGAAUCUUCAAUGGUGAUGCUGUUCAGGUCCAAGAAUACCGAGAAGCUCUGGAAGGAAUCUUAAUCAGGGGCAAAGAUGGGAUCCACUUGGUGCCAGAACUCUAUGCCAUCCCACCAGACAAGGUGGAUGAAGAGUACAAGAACCCACACACAGUAGACCGAAUUCCACUGGGGAAGCUGCCCCAUCUUUGGGGACAGUCCUUGUACAUCCUCAGCUCCCUGCUGGCCGAGGGAUUCCUUGCCACUGGUGAAAUUGACCCCUUAAAUAGAAGAUUUUCUACUUCAGUCAAACCUGAUGUUGUAGUACAAGUCGCUGUUUUGGCGGAAAACAGUCACAUUAAGGGGCUGUUGCGGCAACAUGGGGUGAAUGUCCAGAGCAUUGCUGAUGUGCAUCCGAUUCAAGUCCAGCCAGGCCGGAUUCUUAGUCACAUAUAUGCCAAACUUGGACGAAAUAAGAAUAUGAAGUUGGGUGGUCGACCAUAUCGGCACAUUGGUGUCCUUGGCACCUCUAAACUCUAUGUGAUUAGGAACCAGAUCUUCACUUUUACACCCCAGUUCACGGACCAGCAUCACUUCUACCUGGCCCUGGACAAUGAGAUGAUUGUGGAGAUGCUGAGGAUCGAGCUGGCCUAUCUGUGCACCUGCUGGCGGAUGACCGGCCGCCCCACACUCACCUUUCCUGUCACGCACACCAUGCUCACCAGUGAUGGAUCAGAUAUUCAUCCUGCAGUUCUUUCUACAAUCAGGAAACUAGAAGAUGGAUAUUUUGGAGGUGCUAGAGUAAAACUAGGAAGCCUGGCAGAGUUCCUCACUACCUCAUUCUACACCUACCUGACCUUCCUGGAUCCAGACUGUGACGAGAAGUUGUUUGAUGACGUCAGCGAUGGGAGCUUUAGUCCUGACAGCGAGUCAGACAUAGGAGGAUACCUGGAGGACAGCAGUCAUCCAGAAAGCCAAGAUGAACUUGACCAGUACAUCAACCACCUUCUUCAAAGCACAUCCUUGAAGUGCUACCUGCCUCCUCUUUGUAAGAAGUCAGAAGACAGACAUGUUUUUAGUGCUGUCCACUCCACUCGGGACAUACUUUCUGUGAUGGCCAAAGCGAAGGGUUUGGAAACUCCAUUUUUUCCAAUGGUUUUGCCUACUAAAGUUCUGAGUGGACACCGGAAGUCACUGAAUCUUGUUGACUCCCCUCAGCCACUCCUAAAGAAGACUCCUGACUAUGACUGCCAGUGGCCCAGAGACGACCAUGGUGAGAUGGACUGUGAAAAGCUAGUUGGGCAACUGAAAGACUGCUCAGACCUGCAGGAGCAAGCAGACAUUCUGUACAUUCUUUAUGUAAUCAAGGGUCCCAGCUGGGAUACCAAUCUGUUUGGACAGCAUGGAGUCACUGUUCACAGUCUUCUCAGCGAGCUCUAUGGAAAAGCUGGCCUGAAUCAAGAAUGGGGUUUGAUCCGCUACAUUUCAGGCCUGCUCAGGAAGAAAGUGGAGGUCCUGGCUGAGGCUUGUGCGGAUCUGCUGUCCCACCAGAAGCAGCUUACAGUGGGUCUUCCCCCUGAGCCCCGGGAGAAGACCAUCUCCACGCCUCUUCCCCCAGAGGAGCUCACAAAACUCAUCUAUGAGGCCAGUGGACAGGACAUCAGCAUCGCCGUCCUCACACAGGAGAUCGUGGUUUACCUGGCCAUGUAUGUCCGGGCCCAGCCUAGCCUCUUUGCAGAGAUGCUCAGACUCCGGAUUGGAUUGAUCAUCCAGGUGAUGGCCACAGAGUUGGCUCGGAGCCUGAACUGCUCAGGAGAAGAAGCUUCAGAGAGUUUGAUGAACCUCAGUCCCUUCGACAUGAAGAACCUCCUGCAUCAUAUUCUGAGUGGGAAGGAGUUCGGUGUGGAGAGAAGCGUGCGCCCAAUUCACUCCUCCACAUCCAGCCCUGCCAUCUCCAUCCAUGAGGUGGGUCAUACUGGAGUCACCAAAACUGAGAGGAGUGGUAUCACCAGACUGAGGAGUGAGAUGAAGCAGAGGUCCAGUACCCCAUCCUCCCCAACGGGCACGUCAUCUACAGACUCCGGAGGACAGCACAUGGGAUGGGGCGAGCAGCAGGGCCAGUGGCUGCGCAGGAGAAGGCUGGACGGGGCCAUCAACAGGGUCCCCGUAGGCUUCUACCAGAGAGUGUGGAACAUCCUUCAGAAGUGCCAUGGUCUGUCCAUCGAUGGUUAUGUCCUCCCGUCUUCAACAACUCAAGAGAUGACCCCGUGUGAGAUCAAGUUUGCUGACCACGUGGAGUCAGUGCUCAACCGCGUGUCCCAGCCCGAGUAUCGGCAGCUGCUGGUGGAAGCCAUCAUGGUACUGACCCUGCUCUCAGAUACGGAGAUGGACAAUAUCGGAGGCAUCAUCCACGUGGACCAGAUUGUGCAGCUGGCCAAUCAGCUGUUUCUUCAGGACCAGGUAUCAUUUGGAGCCACAGACAUCCUGGAAAAAGACCAAGCCACAGGAAUUUGUCACUUGUUUUAUGACAGCGCUCCUAGUGGCGCCUAUGGUACAAUGACCUACCUAACAAAAGCAGUGGCUUCCCAUUUGCAGGAACUGCUGCCCAGUUCAGGCUGCCAGAUGCAAUAGGGCCUUACCCAUAAACACGACCACCCUCUGAAUCUGCACUCGGUCCCAUAGCCUCAUUGGGAAGUCUCUUCUGCCUUCCCCCUGGGUCCCCUGUUCUGAUCCCCACCAGAAAGCUUCCCGGGGAGGAGAUGACAGUACUCAAGCCGGAAGCAAUGUGUGUUUAAGCCACAGAUAAAGCUGAUGAAUCCCUGCUCCCCUGAGAAGCAGCCUGGGAUCAUUUUCUAGGUUCAUUUCACUGGAACGUUUGUCACAGCAGCUGGGCUCCUGGACUCGGAAAAGGAACUGGAAAUUGGUCUCUUCUGAGUGCAGAGUGAACUGAGAAGCCAGCUUAAAUUGGCUCUCACCAAGAGUUACAGAAAUAGGUCCGAUGAGCUAGUGAUACAUGUUGAGGUGGAAAGAUCCCUCCAGCGACAAUAGCUAGACAAGCAGAGCUGGACAGGGGUACAGCCCAACAGAGUGCAGUCUGUCUGAGGACCGAACUGUUCACCUGACAGAGUAAUUCGGUCUCUCUGGAAAUCUCUCCUAACCCCCACUCUGUUGAGGUCAUAGAAGUCUUCAUUGCCCACAUGAACUAAAUUGGCCCUAGUUAAUAUUGGCUCAUAGUCUUCAGAGGAUCUUGUCCUGACUGUCCACAGGCGUCUCCUCUCACCUUAGAAAAAUUCCUUAGCUUCCAGAAUCCAGAAAAAAACAACAACAAAGGGAAGGUGAGGCCCUGACUCUUCAGAUAGCCAGACUGUCUUAGGAGGGGGUCCCGUGGAAAGAAAGGCCUAUGUCCCUGGUCCCCCUGAGAUCACCACCGUGCAUGCUCAAAGCAUGAGUCAGCAUUUGCCAUGGAAAUCAGUGGUGUGUUCCUGCAGAAACAAUGCUCCCUUAAAAAUAGCCUGGGAACCCAGACCAUGUUUUUACAGAAACACUCUCAGAUGGGCAGGGUUGGUACACUAUGGCAGAGAAGGCUGAGUCCUGGCAAAGUCUGGUGAAUCUUUUGCCAUUGUCUUGGUGAAUGGAGGUUCUUUUUAAACCUUGCCUUCCCCAUGUUGGGACAGGGAUAAAUAACUGAAAGAGUAGUUUCUGUGAAUAAUCAGGCCUGAAGGACAAAGUCACCUAGUGGCCAGAUGCUACAUUCCCAUCUAGUUGUGAGAGGUUCUGGUUCACAGUGACUCUUCACCUCUGAAGUGGAAACAAGGCUGCUUUACCAUCUUCUCAGAGUCUGUGUGGAGAAGGGUCUUGGUGUUCAGAGGUGAACAGUAUCCCUCAGGGUGGAGAUUUGGGGCUGACUUCACUUGAUUCUCAAAACAGAAGGUGGCAGGGUGCCCUGCUAUUCCCUACCAUUUCUAGGCAUUUCUAAAAACUGUCUUUACCUGUGUGUGUCCGUGUGAGUGUGUGCCGCCUGCGUGGGAGUCCCUGCAGAGACCAGAAGAGAACAUCAGAUCCCCCAAGAGCUGGAGCUACGGGCAUUUGUGAACCACCCUGAUAUGGGUACUGGGCCCCAAACUCAGGUCCUUGGAAGAGCAGCAAGGACCUGCUGAGCCAUCUCUCCUGCCCUCUUGGAUCUUCAACAUAAACCAGGGUCAGAGUCACGUGGUCCACUGACAGGUUCCCUGGUAGGUAAUUUCAAACACACGGUGAGACAGGAACAAGGCUUGAAAGGCACGGGAGAAGUUCUAGAAGCAGAGCCCCUCAGACUGGGCCCGGUGCUAAUUCCACACACUCUUAGCCUGCCAGUGCCCUGGCUGUGACGUGAGAAGUGGCAGCUGCUGGGUUGGGCUCAAGAUGAGCCACAAUGAGCCGUUCACUGCAGCCUCGCAGGCACUCUCUGAAAUCUCUCCCCUGUGCAGUCCCGAAAUAGGACUGCAUUUCCACAGGCAGCGAGCUGCCAGCUUCAAAGGAGGAGAGCAGGCUUCCGAGACGAUCCCUUUAGUGAGCAGCCGAGGCCAUGGCCAAGAGGGACAGAUGUUUGCGGGGACGAUGACAGCCCCAUCCUGACAUCAGCCUUGCCUGGAGGUGCUGGUGGGGAGAAGGUCUCCUAGCCCCUGUGGCCUCCGUCUUGGCUGGCUGUGCCCCCGCUCCCAGAGACAUGGCAGGGAACCUCUUUCCCGUCUUCCCUCCCAAAGCUGAAACGCCAGUUUUUGACCUUUGCAGGGGACUAGAAUGUGGCCCUAGAGGACAGGUCAGUGAAUGCAGGGGUUAACUUCAUAUUUAACAGAGCCAGUUGAAAGGCGGCAGGCUGCCCUCUGCUCUGCUUGCCCCGGUUUUGCCAAAGGUAAGCUUUGCUAUCCUGGCACUGACACCAGGACUUGAUCUUGGGUAAAGGGAGUUAACCUUUGUGUGCCUUAGUUUACCCAUCUGCCAAAAGGAGUAGGAGACCUCCUGACUGGUACAGAAGCUUCCUUUGGCAGUUAGGUGACCAGAUAUUCCCUAGGACAACACCAAGCCAUCUGAAGCGAAGGGACACUGUGUCAUGUCCAGGUUAGUCUGCCCUCCUUCUCAGCCUCAGCCAUAGGAAAGUGGUUGGCAGGCGUCAGCUGCCCAGAUAGCAAGAAUGCAAAUAUUUCUUGGAGAACAAAAUGGAGAGCCCACCAGUCAAGCGGUAAAGAAACACUUGGCCAGUUGAUUGAUGCCAUUGGUUUCUGGACAAGAUGACAGGAGCCUUGGCCUCUUUCCAUAAACUACAGCGGAGUCAUCUCUCCAUCCUGUUGACUUGGGCACAAGUCCAACAAGUCACCUUUGGCUUCUCUGCUUCCUUCUUGUCAAAGGGGACAACAGUCUCUCAUCUCUCCCUGGGUGCCAUUCUCUCUCAAGGUGACUCCAGCUUUUGAAGUCCCUGCCAUCUGCCACGUGCACCUCUGUACUUUGCAGGAUGGAAGAACGUCGUCUUCCCAGAAUGCCGUCUGUUCUCCAGUAUUGGCCAUUGAUAGUUCUGCUGGUGAAGAAAAAAGCAGCACUUUGCCCUCACCGAGCCCAGUCCCCCUUGUCUCUCUCCAUCAGAAAGCCAAUUAGGAAAAGCCAUAACCUUGAGUUACUGAGAGAAUUCUCAGAGGAAUGAGAAGAGCAGUUACUAAGAUUAGCUUCCAAUCUUAGGCUGUGUGUCUGAUUGAUGGUAGGGAAAAUUCCAUCAGAAAACUAUCUUUCAAGAGAAGAUAUGUGUGUGUAUUUUGAAGGGACUAUAAUGCCUUCUUAGAGAGACUGCACUCAGUAGAGACAGUGAGCUCUGAACGUGUGUGACUUUCCCCUUGCCUUACUGCAGUCCAUAACUGGUCUGAGAAAUGAACAAACGAAUCUGAAGGCAUGUGCAGCAUGCCUUCCAUGGCCAGGCAUCGCUAACUAAGCACAUAGAGACUUGGCCAUGCACAGUGGCAGAUAACGAGCAGCCCACUCAUUUCUGAAACCCUCAGAGGAAGGCACAUUGACCAGGCUGCUUAUCCGAGAGUUCUUCAUGCUGAUCUGUUGACAUUCACAUCUCAGUUCUAAAUCUGGUGGCUGCCGAAGCCUUCCGCUUCCAGCUAGUGGAGGUGAGGUGCGGACGGCUUCAGGUUGACCAUGCUGCAUCUUCAUUGGGCACAAGGGAUAAAGAACUGUUUCCAUAGCUCGUGUGUGUGUGUGUGUGUGUGUGUGUGUGUGUGUGUGUGUGUGUGUGUGGUGUCAAUGUGUGUAAUUGUGCACAUUUAGAGACUAGAGGAAGACAUUGUGUAUCCUCUGUCGCUCUCCACAUCAUCCUCUUAAAUCAGGGUCUCACUUGAUCUGGAGAUAAGCUGAAAGCUAGCAAGCCUCCAGUCUCUACUCUCCCACACACCCCGCUUGUGUGUGCAUGCAUCCAAGCACACACAGGAUGCUGGAGCUAGAGGUACAUGUGUGGCUGCACCUGACCUGUUUAUGAGUUUGGGGGUUUAAACUCAGGUUCUUCUUGCAUAGCAAUCACCCUUACCUGCUGAGCCCAGAGCCACCCACAUCUCCUAUUCAGAAGGAUCAGCCCAGCUACACAUUCAGGAUGGACUUGCCAAGGAGAAAUACCAGUCAGUAAUUGACUCUUGGCUCUCAUGGCCAUAGUGUCACUUUUGGCCAAAUGUCUCAGUUCUGACUUGCAAAUAACAGAAUCACACCCUAGCUCAGUAAAUGCGAAAGAUAUUCCAUAAAGAAGAUUGACUAAGUCCCAUAUCACCAGAACCAAAUCUCCAGCUUGCUCCCAGGCUCCCAGAUGCCCCUGAUGCAGGAUACUGCCACCAAGGCCAGAUGGGCCACCUCUGCCCUUCUGGAAACUGAAUGUAGGGACUGCCACCUGUCAUCAGCAUGGACUGCAAACAGCCACAGGCUGCCAGUACAAGGCCUUGGGCAGGAAUGCAGUGUCAGCUGGUGGAAGAAGCCAUUAGCUGGUCUUCUGCCUCUAUACAGUUGAGGCGGCCUCAACCUCACAGUGUGGGGAUAAUGAAUAGGGUUGGGCCAGCCACCCUAAACAAAUAGGAUUCCAGCCAGGAGUCUAGUUUUUGUUCUUUGUCCAGAAAAGGACCCCCCCCCCCCCGUGUCUGAGCCGGAAAACUGGCUGUGGAAGUUGUGUGGAGAGUGAAGAGAACACACGGGAACGUCCCCCCUGGCUGGAAACAGGACAGUUGUUUGUAUGUUCUCCUUGGAAGUACAACUGCCAAGCCAUGGUUGUUAGAUGGCCACUGGUAUCCAGGGACAGCCUCCCCACCACCACCACCACACAGCCCUCAGCUUCCAGUGAGCUGUCAUAAAUCAGUCCAGCAAAGCUUGCGGGAGUUGCUGAUGGACCACACAUUCUUCGUGACCACAAGCCCAGCCCCAUUAGGCUCUCUGGACCCUGAGUGACAGCCCAUCUGGAACAAGAUGCAAAUGAUUGUCACAUCUUUCCUUCUAAGCCACUAGCCAGCUGGGGGAUUUAAAAAUAAAGAAUUGGAACAGAA
Molecule: messenger RNA, 9219 nt
Organism: Peromyscus leucopus (white-footed mouse)
Lineage: Eukaryota; Metazoa; Chordata; Mammalia; Rodentia; Cricetidae
Gene: Phka2
Product: phosphorylase kinase regulatory subunit alpha 2
Exons: 31
Coding region: 680-4303 (1207 amino acids)
Biological process (GO): glycogen metabolic process
Cellular component (GO): phosphorylase kinase complex
Molecular function (GO): calmodulin binding
Source: RefSeq, a predicted model, not a curated record